Cephus cinctus (wheat stem sawfly) is the source of this 3836-nucleotide messenger RNA. RefSeq names its product WD repeat-containing protein 20. Gene Ontology annotation, biological process: double-strand break repair. Gene Ontology annotation, cellular component: nucleus; site of double-strand break. The transcript has 6 exons. Gene Ontology annotation, molecular function: 3'-5' exonuclease activity; DNA-(apurinic or apyrimidinic site) endonuclease activity; protein binding. The record is from RefSeq and is a predicted model, not a curated record. NCBI's taxonomy places the organism in Eukaryota, Metazoa, Arthropoda, Insecta, Hymenoptera, Cephidae. The coding region runs from base 2456 to 3691 and encodes 411 amino acids.
GAAGGAUGUGGGAGGCGAGUUGAUGAUAUAAACACUGGUUUCGCUUUAUUGAAAAUCUAUAAUGAGUGCACCGCAGGGUGUACGACCAGUUGAGAAUUAUACGUGACAAGUAAUUUUGUACCUGAGAGCUAUAGGACGUUUAUUAAAUGUACAGGAGGUAUCACGCAGCAGCGAUGCUGCGAAUUAUGCGAGACAAGUUUGCUGCGUUGUUGCGUUUUUCCCUCGUGGAACCGUACUCUGCGACGUUUAUUGUUUCGAUAAGUAAUUCGAGUUUCAUGAAUUUUGUUUUGUUCUUUCGUCAUAUUUCGCGGAAUCGAAGUUCGUCAUUAUUCACUUUGUUAUUAUUAUUACUUAUACGAGUAUUGUGUUUCGAGUGCGCGAGGGCUCCAUUUUUUGAUCUUCGUUGACACGAAGGCAAUUUAUUAACGACUGGUGCGUCGAGUAUUUUUCGUGAAAGCCUUCUUUUUACAGGUUACUUAGGACGCGCUUUUAUUAAUAAUUAAUUAAGGUGAAAGAAUGAAAACUUUUACUUGGUAAGAUUGCUCACGGCGUGCGCUCUAUUGCCAUUGGACGUUAAUCUUUAAAUACCUGAUGUUUUGUCGGGGACAAAAGAAAUAAUGAAUAGUUACGCGAAAUGCUCACGUGUGUCAUUAUACUUACUUGUUAGGUAUCGAUGUGAACAGAGCUGUAUUAGACGAUUUGAAUGCGCAAGAUGGUCGCCAUGCCACUGGCGCCACCUGCGUGAAGUGCACCGCCUUUUGCGCUAUCACAUGUUUACCUAUUCGGGAACCGAAUUGGAAUUGGAAAUUUAUUUAAAGGUACGAGAGAUGUAUUUGAUGAAAGUGCGAAUAGUUAUUAAAUGCUGAUCGAAAGAAGGGUGGGGAAAAAAGAAAAAGGAAUUUUCUGCGAGUCCAAUUCUACAUGAUUCGUGACCAUAGUUCUCAGGUGCAGAACUGUAUCAUAAUGGAGAUAAACAAAAAAGGAUGAAGGAGGAAAGCAAAGUAUAAAUAUUACUAGGUACUUAUUAAAUAUUCUAAGAAUAGACAGUAUUUCAAGAAUAGGAUAUUCCACAAGGCGAUACUAUUUAUUAAUUUACAAAUGAACCGACAAAGAGUAAAUGAGAUCGUUAUAGACUUAAAAUUAGAGGUGAACUGUUCGCAUUGUUGAAAACGAUAUGCAGCGUUUUGAGGCUGAGAUUUGUAUUGGAAACUUGUAUGUUUGCGAUUACUUCGCCGACCUAUGACGCGAACGUUUUUUUGUUCGUAUAUAUUUAAAUAUUCUUGCGAGACGAUUAAGAAAUUUUUAUUUUUUCCUAAAUUUAUCGCUUCGCGGGAAAACUUGAAAUUUUCAACUAAUCGAACUAUCAUAGUCACGCGAUACAAUUUUUCUUUUGGAAUCAUUUCGUUCUAUGUGUCUGGCACUUAUUUUUACUGCAGGUCGAAUCAAUAUUUAAAAAUCCUUUUAACGAAACAAAUCGUCACGGAGCACUGUGAUAGGUGUGCGUAGAGUAUGUUUUAUUGAGACACUGUUAAAAAGUGCUACGAUUAAUAAGGAUUAUACGUGAAACUUAAGAGUAAUGAAACGAUUGUUUGCGAUUAAGAGAAAAUACGUGAACAUGGAGAAAAAACCGCAACAACUUCUGACGUGUCAAUUCCCACUGGUCGGCGGAUAUUUACUCCUACAGUAUAUUACAAUUUUGAGACGGAACGUGAUUCGUACGAAAUGUCGAUCGAUCGGCCAUGUUGAACGGAACUAAAACCGAUCUUUGCGAUUAUUUAAAGUUCCUGCCUCAUCUGCGCGCAAAGCGAGACAGUAUGCUAUGGGAGAUUUCAUUUAUUCGAAAUUUCGGAAUUAUUUGAAAGUUGCAUAUGCGAAACUCAUAUUGCGUAUGAAUAAUGGUGGGAGCUAAAGUAGAAAACGGAAAGCAAAGAAGAACUGCUCUAUGUUUGGUUACCGAUUUCAUACAUGGUCGAUGUUGUUUGGCUCAUAGUCUCGGGGUAACGAGACACAAUGAAAAUAAAAAAAAUUAGUGCAUUCAUUUUGGCAACAUUUUUGUACGAAAUCUUUUGGCGCAGCAGAGGGCUUCGCUAUGUCGCGUCGAAUCCAUAUUGUAUUUCUCAGCGCAUUUUUUCUUUUAUCAUUUUUUCUCACUUUUUAUUUAUUUAUCAACGUGUACAUUCUUUGUAUCUGUAAAUGAAGAAAUUUCAUUGUUAUUAAUGUGAGUCGUUCUUCCGCUUCUAUUCCUGUCCAUGGAUUUUGUUACCAAUGACUCUGCCAACCUGAUGGCAUCAAUUGAAUUUCAUUGACGUCAACAUUUGGCAAAUGCGGAAAACGAGAAUGCAUUGGAGGAUCUCUAUUGUUUUGUUUUACGUGUAUUAAAUUUGGUGCGCGAUCUUUGGCAUUCUUUGAAAAAUCGUCAGUUAAUCGAUACAACGGAUUGAAUUCAUAUUACGCAAUGGUAAAAAAACUACAAAUUGUACGUGUCGACGCGGACGCCGUGACAAAGGCCGAUCUACACGUUGGAAAUAAUAUAAUUGGAUCUGAUAGCUCUUCGGCUGGAAUUAAAAGUACUAUACCCAAGCAAGCUGUCACUAUAAAUUUAUCACCAAGUGGCGAACUGACUAUAACUCCGGUAUGUUUACAGCGGCAUCAAGUAGCAUUCUGUUACAUGAGACCAGUUGGUUCCACCAAAUGGACAGUCCUAAAAGUUGGUGAUACAGUGCCCAUUUAUCCUGGAGACUUGUUUUCAUUAUUACACAAGAAAUGUUCCUUUAAGAUAAUUUCUACAGAUGAUACAAUGGGUGACAGCAAUUUAGAGACAAGAAGAGAAGCUGAUGAAAGGAUAGAUAAGGAGCCUCCUGCUAAGAAACUGUGUUUGGAAACAAGUGUCGAGGAUAUAAUGCUGCCAAACAACAAUAUGAAGGACACUUCAAGCAGUAUUGAAGUCGAUCCAACUAUAGAGGAAGCAAACACAUUGCAUUUGGAAGGUGAAACCAACAGGAAGAAGUUAGAAGAUGAUCCAUUUUUUAAAGAUAUCUAUGGUGCCAGUUUUCAGGAGGCACCACAAUUGUUAUCAGCCCUAUCAGAUGCUCAGUCUACGAGCCCUAAAGUGUCCCCUGUACUGUGUGAGAUAACGUCGUCCACAUUGGAGGACCAGAAUACAGAAGAAGUGAAUGAGACCACGACGACAGCUGUCGAGGAUGCUAAUAAGAAAAUAAAGUGGGAUUGUGGACGACACUUUAGCGAUCAGAGUGAUCAGGCAAUCGUGAGUGAAGUAAGAGGAACGGACGUAGAAUCGAGCGCUGAGGACUCUAGGAACGCGAUGCAGCAGAAUUCUGAAACUACACAACCAGCAAGAAGAGAUAAGUGUGCUUAUGGAACUAGUUGUUAUAGGAAGAAUGCAUUCCAUAAGGCUGAAUUUAGCCAUCCUGGUGAUAGUGACUAUGACACUCCCGAUGACAGAGCCGAAUGCCCAUAUGGGAUUAAAUGUUACCGAAAGAAUCCGCAGCAUAAAUUGGAGUUUAAACAUACCACUAUAACAAGAGGAAGGGCGCAGACUCCAUUAGGAACAGAAACAUCUGAUGCAGGUUCGGAGGUUGAGGAACUAUCAUUCGAAGAUUCAGCAGAAGAGUCUGUUGAUGAGUCUGAAUACAACCCUUCAUGUUGUUCAGAAAGUUCAGAGGAAACGUGAAGUUGGAAAGGAAAGAGAAACAUUGAGUAAGAAUCAGUGACUGAGAGUUGUGGAAUUUUCUAAAUACGUGUAGCAUCACUGACGUAUGUAACUUGUAUGUAUGAAUUUUUCUCCUUUGGUAGUAAACGUUUAUUUUUGUUAUUAA